Acytostelium subglobosum LB1 is the source of this 792-nucleotide messenger RNA. RefSeq lists its product as hypothetical. The record is from RefSeq and is a predicted model, not a curated record. NCBI's taxonomy places the organism in Eukaryota, Evosea, Eumycetozoa, Acytosteliales, Acytosteliaceae. The transcript has 2 exons. The coding region runs from base 1 to 792 and encodes 263 amino acids.
AUGAAGCAACCAAUCAAUCAAUCAAACAUUAUCAAUAUACUACUUUGUAUCAUAUUGUUACAACAUGUCGCCAAUGCCUUUGCCCCAUGCUCCAAGAACGAUGAUAAAGACCCCCAACAGAACUGUGACAUAACAUAUUAUGACACACCAGAUGCCGGUGCCUGUAAUUAUGGUCCAUUAUUUGGUGAUACUGGACCCAAGACCAACAAUAUAGUUGCCAUAAAUACCGCCUACUUCAAAGAUGCCCAAGCCUGUGGAUCAUGUUAUAAAGUGACCGGCCCAUCAGGCACCAUCACAGUGAUAGCUACAGAUGAGUGCCCAGCCAAGGACAACGUACAAUGGUGCUCUGGACCCAACAUCCACUUUGAUCUCAACAAACCAGCUUUUGAUGAGAUUGGUGAGAUUGUCAAGGGUUUCUACCUUGGACUGAACUUUACGAUGGUACCUUGUGACUUUGGUGGCAACCUCAAGAUCAAGGUCAAAGCUGGAUCAAUGCCAGGAUGGGCUCAAUACCUAGUUUAUAAUCAUCGUGUUCCUGUCAAGUCUUUGGCAAUCAAGGUUGGAGGCAGCAACUUCACAUUACGUAUAACAUCAAUCUUUGACGAGGUCAUUGAGUAUCCAAUCAACAAGGUAUCUGGUGGAUCCUCCUAUGACACCAACGAUCAAUUCAAUGUCUGGGGUGAUAUUGGAUGUGUCCUGCCAUCAUCUGCACCAUCUAUCUUUGCAACACCCACUUUGGCUACCCUUAUGAUACUCCUGUUAAUCAAUCAAUUAAUAAUAUUAAUAAUAUAA